Phascolarctos cinereus (koala) is the source of this 874-nucleotide messenger RNA. NCBI's taxonomy places the organism in Eukaryota, Metazoa, Chordata, Mammalia, Diprotodontia, Phascolarctidae. The record is from RefSeq and is a predicted model, not a curated record.
CAUUCUGCAACUAAAUUUCAUGGAUUCCAAUUCUAAUACCGUGGUUGUGACUGGUUUUGGGUCAUUUGGACGCCACCCUGUUAAUUCUAGCUGGGAAGCAGUGAAGGAACUCUACAAUUUGGGUCUGGGCAAAGAUGUGGUGGUUCAGAUUCUGCAACUGCCUGUGUCUUACAAGAAAACAAAGGAGCAAGUUUCCAAAAUUUGGGAAACCCUUCAACCCCAACAGUUCACUGUCCAUGUUGGAGUUGCUCCAUCUUCCAAAGCAAUCAUCCUAGAACAGUGUGGCAGGAACCGAGGUUAUAAAGAUGAAGAUAUUUGUGGUUUUUCGCCAGAAGGUGGUGUUUGCCUGUCAGAUGGCCCAGAUGUGAUUGAAUCUACUAUCAGCAUGAAAGCAGUUUGCAAAAACAUCUCUGUCAAUGGAAUCCAGGUUCUCUAUUCCAGAGACGCGGGAAGAUAUGUCUGCGAUUAUACCUACUAUUUGUCUCUGCAUUAUGGAAAUGGCUGUGCUGCUUUCAUUCAUGUCCCUCCAUUAUCCAAUUUGCUAACAGCCGACCUUCUAGGAAGAGCAUUGCAAAUCAUUAUCCAAGAGAUGUUAAAACAGUUUGGAAAGGCCAGAGAAUAAAGCAUGACUUGCAGAAAACUCAGAUAAUCACUGUGUUAUAUGCCGAGGGAAACCAAAGGAGGAAAGAAGUCUUCAAGGGAAAAAAUUGAAUGCUGAAAUCCUGCUAAGAGUUUGACUGCACUUUUGAGAGAUUUUUUAAAAAAACUGCUUGUAAAAUGGUGUUUACAGAGAAGAACAAAUUAUGAAUCAACCCAAUGAAAACUCAAGGGGUUAUAUUCCUGUAAGAAAAAGAUGAACACAGUAAAAGACAGA